Molecule: messenger RNA, 803 nt
Organism: Schistosoma rodhaini
Lineage: Eukaryota; Metazoa; Platyhelminthes; Trematoda; Strigeidida; Schistosomatidae
Source: the annotation of a GenBank genome assembly
CUUCUGUAUUCCUAUGGUGCUAAAUCAGUCCGCGUACAUGAACGAACUGCGCUACCAAAUAGUCCUACUAGUGCAGUUUUUGCUAUUAUUAUACGAUUUGUUUGCUAAUGCAUCUUCUGAAUUGUUUAGUCACGUUAAUGUUAAUCUUUCGGUAAUAUAUGUUGUUCAGGAUCUAUGUAUACUAUUCUGUAGUUUGAUUUUUUGCCUACUUCUGUCAAGCACGUUUGUUUUUCAAGCGGGCUAUAUAAAUUUGCUCUUGUCGCAAUUCAAAGAUGUUAUACUCGUCACAUUGUGUUAUCUGGUUUUGAGUAUUUCUUUACAUUGCUGGGGAACGGUACGAAAGUUUAUAAAUAUUACCCAUUUUUAGAUAUGGAGAUGGAACGACUCUGAUAAAAUGCCUUCUUCAGUUGGAUAUCAAAUGCUUUUUGCUUUUCAGAGGACAUGGUCAGUAUUAUACUACUUUUUUUACAAGAGAACAAUUUAUCGACUUGGAGAUUCCAGAUAUUAUGAGGACUGUGAAUGGAUAAAGAAACAAGUCAAAAAUAAUUUCUGAAGACAAAAAAAUCAUUGUUUAUAUUGGAAGAACUACAUACUUGUGAACAUCUUUGUAUAGCAAAAUGCAUGUUAAAUAAAUGAUUUUAUGUGCAAAUUAAUUUACUUAAAAUUAUUUGAAAAGAAUGUUAAAGAUACUUUGAUUUUUAACUUGGCCUACUUGCCGAUUUUUCUCGAUAUUUCAACCUGUUUAUUGCUAUAUUAAAAACAACCAGGGUCCAGUAAAGAAGUUGACGAAUUAAAUUAUCAAG